AUGGAAUUUGCCCUAGAUCAUAAGCCAUCACAUUCAACUGUGAUUGGCAUGCUGUGGAAAUCACGUUCGAAGAGUGCCAAGAAGAAGUGCCUGCAUGGAAUGCCCAGAACAAGCAUUGACUGCUACUCUCAAGUAAGUGUAAGUGCGCAAAAAGGACUAGGAUUCGAUUUUCUCAAUCGGAGUUUGAGUUUAAGAUGUAUAAAUCCCACGAAGUUGGGCAAGAGAAAAUCCGUACACUUGCUAGGAUUAAAGAAGCUUCAAUUGGUCCUCGAUUUGGAUCAUACGUUGCUCCAUAGCAUCCAAUGCUCUAGGCUGACGGCCUCUGACCGGUGCUUGAAGAAUCUAGCUGUCCGUGAGUGUGAUCCUAAGUGCGGCGACUUGUUCAUCGAUGUGAAGGGUGAAUGGAUCACGAAAUUAAGGCCCUUUGUUCGGUCAUUCCUGAAGGAAGCAAGUGCCCUGUUUGAGAUGACUGUCUUCACUAGAGCACAGAAGCCCUAUGCCGAAAGAAUGGUGAAGCUGCUCGAUCCCGAUGGGUGCUACUUCAAAUCAAGGGUGAUGGUGCGGGAGGACUGCAUCGGGGAAGGGUACAAGUACAAAAGCCUCACCAAGGUCCCUGGUAUGGAAUCCAAUAUACUAAUUCUAGAUGACAAGGAGAAUGUCUGGGCGAAUCACUCGAGGAACCUGAUACAGAUGGAGCCCUACCAUUACUUCGCCUGCGGAUCGCUCAAAUACAACAUGCUGAAUGCAUCUAUGGACGCUCCAGCAUUGGCCAAUCCAAUUAAGAUGGAUGAGAGCGAGGAUGAUGGACCCUUGGCUAUGACUCUUGCGCUCCUAAGGGAAAUUCACAGCCGCUACUUUGACUCGGAUCCAAGAGUGGGUGGGAUGGAUGUUAGGACUCUGCUGCGUGAGCUGUGA
Messenger RNA from Punica granatum (pomegranate), 915 nucleotides. NCBI's taxonomy places the organism in Eukaryota, Viridiplantae, Streptophyta, Magnoliopsida, Myrtales, Lythraceae. The record is from RefSeq and is a predicted model, not a curated record.